Branchiostoma belcheri (Belcher's lancelet) is the source of this 1770-nucleotide messenger RNA. Its product is annotated as salivary glue protein Sgs-3-like. The record is from RefSeq and is a predicted model, not a curated record. Lineage: Eukaryota; Metazoa; Chordata; Leptocardii; Amphioxiformes; Branchiostomatidae. The coding region runs from base 139 to 1365 and encodes 408 amino acids. The transcript has 3 exons.
UGUGCAUUCCGCCAAGCACCGAAGCAGGGUACACCCAGUUUCAAGGACAGGCCGAGACAUUUCCAUUUCCUUUCCAACCGAAAAAGUCUGAGUAUCUCGUACAGACUGCUUGUUCUGAGCCGACGACAGGAGAGUGAAAUGGGAGUCCUGUUUAGCUGGACAGCUGUGGGAGUUUUGGUCCUGAUCAUGGCGCGACUACAGGUCGACAGAGGAGGGACGGCACUGGCACAAGACCCACAGAUGACCACUCUCCCAACUACGCACCACCCUACAACGGCUUUCAGUGUCUUCACUACGAUUCCAACAACGAACCACCCUACAACGGACCACAGCGUCUUCACGACGAUUCCAACAACGAAUCAUCCUACAACGGACCACAGCGUCUUCACGACGAUUCCAACAACGCACCAUCCUACAACGGACCACAGCGUCUUCACAACGAUCCCAACGACAAAAAAUCCUACAACUCCAAAACAUACUACUGAGAGAACUACAGAACAAACCACUACACGGCCAACUACCCCAGCAACUACAUACUCUACCACGAUGAGGACCACAAUACAGACGACCACGCCUGUAGAGACGACAGAGAAAACAACACGUCUGACUACAAGACAGACUACAGAAGCAACGUCUAGGCCAACAACUAAGGAUGCUACAAAACAAACUACGAUACCAACGACAAAGAAUCCUACAACUCAAAAACAUACUACUGAAAGGACUACAGAAAGAAGCACACAGCCUAUCACACAGAUGACAACUGACGAAACAACUCGGCUAACUACAACGGCGCAUUUCACAACCAUUCCAACGACGAAGAAUCCUACAACGCAAAAACAUACAACUGUAAGGACUACGUUGCGAACUACACAGCCUACCACGGAGAUGACGACGUACAAAACUACGCUACAAUCUACGGUAGUGACCACAGCACGAACGACACAACCUUCAACUCAGAUGGCGACAGAGGAAACAACUCGGCUAACAACUGCAAGAACCACGGAAGAGACCACCGGUACAAACUACACGGCCGACCACUACAGAAACUACAGAAGAGACCACAAAACAAACCACAAGACAAACUACUCUAAAGCCUACGGAAGAGAUCACCUUACAAACCACACAGCCAAGUACUGCAAGAACGACGGAAGCAACCACCGAAGAAACUACAAAGCCAACUACAGUUGGGAUUACGGAAGAGACCACUUUACAAACCACACAGCGAACUACUGCAAGAACUACGGAAGAGACCACAAAACAGACUUCAAGGCAAACUACUGUGAAGCCAACGAAAGAGACCACCUUACAAACCACACAACCAACUACAACGCACGUCACAACGAUCCCAACGACUACAAGGACUAAAGAAGUGGCCACAAAACAAACUACGCGGCCAUCUACUACAGGAACUACGAUAGAGACCUCUAAACAAACAACGAUCCCUACUACUAAGAAUCCUACAACGCCAAAACAUACAACUGAAAGGACUACAGAACAAAGCACACAACUUACAACGCAGAUGACAACAGAGGAAACAACUAGGCUUACUACAACGGCGCAAGUCACCACGAUUCCAACGACGAAGAAUCCUACAACGCAGAAACAUACAACUAGAAGGACUACAGAACGAACCACACAGCCUACAACGCAGAUGACAACCAAAGAAACAACUAGGCUUACUACAACCUCACAAGUCACCACGAUUCCAACGACGAAGAAUCCUACAACGCAGAAACAUACAACUGAAAGGACUACAGAACGAACCACACA